AUGCCAUCUUCCCAGACUACAGCAACUACCGCCGGUGCGAGCGAGAUCAGCACCAAGGCCGACGCAACGACAGCUGAAUCGACUGCAGUCUCAGACCCUACUUCGAGCAUAUCAGCACCCGAACCCUUCGAGACAUUCGACGUUCUUGCUGUCGGCGGCGGUUCCAUUAAUGGACAAUACAUGAAGCGCGUGGCAAAUGAGGGCUCAAUGAUGGGAUGGAACCCCACAGACAGCAGAAUAGGCAUGAUGCGUCCAUUUAUCAUUGAGCCAGGCACAAACUAUGUCAAAGCGCCGCGCAAUAAUCUUUAUUUAUGCAUUGGAUACGGAGACGGUAACGAGCCCAACUUCGUCACGACAUGCGACAUUUCUACCAGUGGUGAUCCGUACACUGGGUUCCUCAUGUGCGAGCAGAUCACUGAUCGAAAGCUCAAGUGUUCUGUGCCAGGGGUUGAGUGCGUCUUCGACCCCGAUACCGUCUGCACUUCGACUGGUGGAGAGUUUGAUAAGUUUUACACUUAUGCUGGGAGGUCAGAUGGCCUCUGGCUUGCUAUUGAUUCGGGCGACAAGGCUUCUGAUAGCAACUUUCAGCCUAUCGAGCUUGGCAUUACGCCAGAUGAAUCCAAGUAG
This is a messenger RNA of Fusarium musae, 627 nucleotides long. RefSeq lists its product as uncharacterized. The transcript has a single exon. Bases 1 to 627 code for a protein of 208 amino acids. The record is from RefSeq and is a predicted model, not a curated record. NCBI's taxonomy places the organism in Eukaryota, Fungi, Ascomycota, Sordariomycetes, Hypocreales, Nectriaceae.